AAAUUGCAAUUGACUUUCGGAGACAUGGAUGGGAGGCCAGAUGGUGAUGCGAGGCGUAUGUGGUCUCGGCAUGUGGGGUCGAUGGUGCGGGACCCUCAACUCAUCUCGCAUCGCCAAUUAAAGUGGAAAGCUUUGAGUACCGACCAACUCGAUUCACUGUGGCAUGCUAUGAUGGAUCCAUUUGAGAAUACAGAUAUGUCUAUAGAUACGUUCAGAGAGACCAGGAUGGCACAUGCCAAACAAAUAUGGGAUAGGUGGCGCUCUGAUUUGAGUCGGGAAUACGUCAAGAUUCAUCACGGAGAUGAGGCAGUCGUGCUUGCGAAUCCACCACCUUGUUAUGAUCCAUCAGAUUGGGAGUUCGUCUGCAGACACCACUUCUUCACCGAGAGUUUCAAGAAAAAAACUCUAUCAAUAUUGACAACAGAAAACAAGUGAAGUUUCCGCACCAUACAAGCAGUAAACCCUUUUCGCGCGUAGAAGAAGAAUUGGU
This is a messenger RNA of Impatiens glandulifera, 490 nucleotides long. RefSeq lists its product as uncharacterized. The record is from RefSeq and is a predicted model, not a curated record. The transcript is spliced from 3 exons. NCBI's taxonomy places the organism in Eukaryota, Viridiplantae, Streptophyta, Magnoliopsida, Ericales, Balsaminaceae. Bases 25 to 435 code for a protein of 136 amino acids.